This is a messenger RNA of Cuscuta epithymum, 4147 nucleotides long. Lineage: Eukaryota; Viridiplantae; Streptophyta; Magnoliopsida; Solanales; Convolvulaceae. The record is from the annotation of a GenBank genome assembly.
ACAGAAAAUCUUUCCUCCUCUCUUCAAUAUUAUAUUUUGUAGUUUAUAUUUCAACAUGGUAUCAAAGCCUUCCAUUUCAGUUUAGUUUUUCAGAUUUCAGUUCUUUAUUCAGGCUGAUUUCAGUUCAGUAUUCAGGCUGGGUUCUUUCUCCAAGAACUUGAGUUAACUUCAGAACCUUACACACCAUUUUCAGAACCUUACACACCAUUCUGCCUACACAACCUCUACACACCAUUAAACAGAACCUCUGUCCAGACCAACACCGUCCUAUUUCUCACCUCCGUCCUAACCAAUUGCACUUGCCGCCGCCGACCACGUCUUUGGAGUCGCCACUAUCAUUAGCUGGUAAGUCAGAAACCCAGACCUCGCCAACCAUCUAUUGAGCUGCGGCUGGUAAGUCUUAAUUAGCUGUAUUUAUUUAUUUAUUCUCAAAAAAAAAAAAAAGAAAAAAAAAAUAAAAAAAAAAUCAAAUCAAAAAAAAAAAUCAAAAAAAAAAAAUGUCUUUUACGGGUCCAUUUGGCAGAGGAGUAAUAUGCCAUUACUGCAAGAAGCCCGGGCACUUGCUCAAAGAAUGUAGAAAGUUGCUGUUCAAAAAUCAAGGAAAUCAGCUUGCUCAUGUUGCUUCCGCUACGAGUUCAUUUGAUGGAUCAAUUGCCAUUUCUUCAGACGAGUAUGCUAAAUUUAUUUGCUACCAAGAAUCUCUAAAGCAUUCAUCUACCCCUAUCUCGGUAGUCGCAAAUUCAGGUAUUUCAAACACAUGUCUUGUUUCAUCAUCCUCAAAAUGGGUCAUUGACUCAGGUGCCACAGAUCAUAUGACUGGUAAUCCUAGUCUAUUCUCAUCAUUUCACUCACAUUUACCUGUUUCCAGUGUCACUUUAGCAGACGGGUCUACCUCACCCGUUCUUGGAUCUGGUACUGUUGUACCAACUUCUACAUUACCAUUAUCGUCUGUUUUGAGUCUUCCUAAUUUUGCAUUUAAUCUGCUUUCCAUCAGUAAAAUCACACGUACUCUUAAUUGUUCUGUAACAUUUUUCCGGGAUAUUGUGUGUUUCAGGAUCUGUUAAUGAAGCAUACUAUUGGUCAAGGACAUGAGUCGGGUGGUCUUUAUAUUUUGGAUACAUCAAUUACAAAAGGUAUCUCUUGCCUUGGGGUUGGAAAUCUAUUAGAAGCUCAUUACCGAUUAGGACAUCCAUCUCUCUCACUAAUGAAGCAAUUAUAUCGUCAGUUUAAUAAGGUGUCUUCUAUACAAUGUGAGUCGUGUGAGUUUGCUAAACAUCAUCGCACUAGUUUAAGUCCCCGACUUAAUAAACGAGCAAAUGCUCCGUUUGAUCUUGUCCAUACUGAUGUUUGGGGGGCAUGUCCAGUUGUGUCCAAACCUGGUUUCAAAUAUUUUGUCACUUUUGUUGACGAUUAUUCUCGUAUGACAUGGGUGUAUUUUAUGAAGCGCCGAUCCGAGUUAUUUACUCAUUUCUCUGCAUUUUGUGCUGAAAUUAAAACUCAAUUUAAUGUUCCUGUUCGUGUGUUAAGGGGAGACAAUGCCCAAGAAUAUUUAUCUGCUCCAUUUAAAUCUUUUAUGCUUCAACAUGGCAUUAUUCAUCAAACUUCAUGCGUAGACACACCUCCUCAAAAUGGAGUUGCUGAAAGAAAGAAUCGACAUUUGUUAGAAACUGCAAGGGCUCUUCUAUUCCAAAUGAAUGUGCCUAAACAGUUUUGGGCUGACGCUGUGUCUACUUCAUGUUUUUUGAUCAAUCGUAUGUCAUCUUCUGUUUUGGAUGGUAAAACUCCUUAUCAAUGUCUUUUUCCAAAUAAAGAACUUUUUCCUAUUCCACCUAAAAUAUUUGGUUGCACUUGUUUUGUUAGAGAUGUUAACCCUCAUCGGACGAAAUUGGACCCCAAGUCAUUGAAAUGUAUUUUCUUGGGUUAUUCUCGAGUUCAAAAGGGGUAUAGAUGUUUUUGUCCAAGUACAGGUCGAUAUCUUAUUUCUAUUGAUGUCUCAUUUCAUGAAAAUACACCAUUUUCAUCAUCCAAGACAGAUAUUCAUGAGGACACCGAUGAAAUACUCAUUUACACAGUUACUAUACCUGAGACCACACCUUCAGUAACUAUGUCGAAUGUCACUGUUCCUGACCCUAGACCUCCUGUACACUUGGUUUACACCCGUCGACACAAAGCACAAGAUCACUCCCCACCUGUGACACCUGUGAUUACAUAUCCUGAUACUGGUCCGACUUCGAUCUCAUGUCCUGAACCAGUACCUGCAUCUUCAGAUCUUGUCUCUACAUCUGAUCUUGACCUCCCGAUAGCACUACGUAAAGGUACAUGGUCUUGUACUCAUCCUAUUUCCUCAUUUGUGUCAUACAGUCAGUUAUCUCCUGCCUCAUGUUCUUUUGUUGCUUCCAUUGAUUCUAUUUCUGUUCCCAAAUCUGUUAAAGAAGCUUUGGCUCAUCCUGAAUGGCGUCAUGCCAUGGUAGAGGAAAUGAAUGCUUUGGAUCUUAAUGGUACUUGGGAUUUGGUAUACUUGCCUUCAUGGAAGAAGUCUAUUGGAUGUAAGUGGGUCUUUGCUGUUAAGGUUAAUCCAGAUGGAUCUGUUGCUCGAUUGAAAGCUCGAUUGGUUGCAAAGGGUUAUGCUCAAACCUAUGGUGUUGAUUAUUCUGACACUUUUUCUCCUGUUGCUAAAUUAACAUCUGUCAGGUUACUUAUCUCACUCGCUGCAACUCAUGAUUGGCACUUACACCAGUUGGACAUUAAAAAUGCAUUCUUACAUGGUGACCUUCAGGAGGAAGUUUAUAUGGAGCAACCUCCGGGAUUUGUUGCUCAGGGGGAGUAUGGGAAAGUUUGUCGACUUCGCAAAUCUCUUUAUGGUCUGAAACAGAGUCCUCGUGCAUGGUUUGGGAAAUUCAGUCAAUCCAUUGAACGGUUUGGAAUGAUAAAAGGUCAAUCAGAUCACUCUGUCUUUUGCAGAAAAACGAAAGCAGGUAUCACAUUGCUUGUGGUGUAUGUCGAUGAUAUUGUGAUUACAGGAAGUGAUACCGCAGGUAUUUUGGCCCUUAAGAAUUUUCUUCAUAGCCAAUUCCAAACAAAAGACCUAGGCUCAUUGAAAUACUUUCUGGGUAUUGAGGUAACACGGAGUAAGAAAGGCAUAUUUCUAUCUCAGCGUAAAUAUGUACUUGAUUUACUAACUGAAACAGGGAAAUUGGGAGCAAAGCCAAACACAACUCCCAUGGUUCCCAAUGUGCAACUCACUUCAGAAGGCAUACCUUUCGAAGACCCAGAAAGGUACAGAAGAUUGGUUGGAAAGCUUAACUAUCUCGCAGUCACUCGUCCAGACAUUGCUUACUCUGUGAGCGUAGUGAGUCAAUAUAUGUCAUCUCCAACAGUUGAUCAUUGGAAUGCAGUAGAGCAUAUAUUAUGUUACUUGAAGGGGACACCAGGACGAGGUAUUGUUUACCAAAAUCAUGAUCACAUGAGAAUAGAAUGCUUUGCAGAUGCUGAUUGGGCUGGAUCUAAAGAUGAUAGGAGAUCCACAUCUGGCUAUUGCGUCUUUGUUGGUGGUAAUCUCGUCUUUUGGAAAAGUAAGAAGCAAAAUGUGGUUUCUCGUUCGAGUGCUGAAUCAGAAUAUCGGGCUAUGGCACAAUCGGCAUGUGAGAUAAUCUGGAUAAACCAUUUGCUGAGUGAAAUCGGAUUGAAGACACCAAUGCCCGCUAAACUCUGGUGUGAUAACCAAGCUGCUAUACACAUUGCCAACAACCCAGUGUUUCAUGAGAGAACAAAACAUAUUGAGGUCGAUUGUCACUUUGUUCGAGAAAAGAUACAACAGGGAUUGAUCUCUACAGGAUAUGUGAAGACUGGAGAGCAACUUGGAGAUUUGUUCACUAAAGCAUUAAAUGGAAUUCGUGUUGGUUAUUUAUGUAACAAGUUGGGCAUGAUAAAUAUCUAUGCUCCAACUUGAGGGGGAGUGUGAAAGACAUUAGAAUAUACUUUAGAAUAUACUUUAGAAUAUUCUUCUAUCCUUAGAAUAUACUUUAGAAUAUUUUAGGAAUAUACUCUAAGAUAUUAUUAUUGUAUAGAAUCUUAUAGGAAUAUUCUAUCUUUGUAAUGUAUAUUUAUAGGGACUUAACCCUCCAAUGAAAUACACAGAAAAUCUUUC